AUGGACAGACAAGCACAAACUGACAAAAGGAUAGAUGCUAAUCAAGAGGAAUACAGGUCAAAUCUGAAAAAUCAAGGUGCAGCAAUCUCAAAGUUGGAAGCACAAGUGGGGAUUUUGUCCAAGAAAAUCCCAUUUCCCACACACACAUUUCCCAGUGAUACCAUGGCUAACCCAAGAGGGGAAUGCAAAGCCAUAACUCUAAGAAGUGGGAAGGUUGUAGAGGAAGGAGCCCCAAGCAAAGAUAAUCAUGAAGAGGUUGCAUCAAAACAUGGGAACGAGGAUGAAGGAGAGAUCCCAGCUUCACCUCCACCAAAACCAGUUUUGAAGCCCUAUAUGCCAAAGGCACCAUACCCACAAAGACUGAGAAAAGAUGGGAAGGAUGGCCAGUUCUCUAAGUUCCUAGAGAUCUUCAAGAAGCUCCAAAUCAACAUACCAUUCGCUGAGGUAUUAGAACAAAUGCCACUCUAUGCCAAGUUUUUAAAGGAGCUUAUAACCAAAAAGAGGAACUGGGAGGCAAAAGAAACUAUAGUAUUGACUGAGGAAUGCAGCGCCAUCAUACAGAAGAAGCUACCUCAAAAGCUGAAAGACCUAAGGAGUUUUCAAAUUCCCUGCAUCAUAGGGGACAUCACUAUUGAGAAAGCUUUGUGUGAUUUGGGAGCUAGCAUAAAUCUUAUAUUCCUAACCAUGAUGAGAAGGAUGGAGAUUGAGGAAGCCAAGCCAACAAGAAUGGCACUCCAAUUGGCUGACAGAACUUUUAAGUUUCCACAUGGGGUGGUGGAAGACUUGCUAGUGAAAGUAGGAGAAUUCAUUUUCCCUGCUGAUUUCGUUGUGCUGGACAUGGAAGAAGAGGCCAACGCAUCAAUUAUCCUAGGAAGACCAUUUCUAGCUACUGCUGGAGCCAUCAUUGAUGUGCAGAAAGGGAAGCUUGUCUUGAGAUUACAUGAAGAGAAAAUGGUCUUCAACGUCUUUAAAGCAAUGAGCUACCCCAAGAAAUCCAUAGGAGAAUGCAUGCUAGUAGAAACCAUGGAACAGAUAGUUCAAGAAGUCAUGGGAGAAGAACAAUAUGGAGAAAGCAUUGAGCUGGAGCAAGCACCAGAUGGAAAAUUACCACAAGCAACCAUGAGGAACUCAAUCAUGCUAACAACCACAGACAACAAAGAUGCAGAGUCACCAAAACUUGAGUUGAAAGCCUUACCACCCAGCUUAAAAUAUGCAUAUCUGGGUGCUAACAACACUUACCCAGUAAUCAUAAAUUCAAGUCUGAGUAAGGAACAAGAAGAGGAACUUAUCCAAGUGUUGAGACAACACAAGGAUGCCAUAGGCUGGACACUUGCAGAUUUAAAGGGGAUCAGUCCUUCAAUUUGUAUGCAUAAGAUCUUACUUGAAGAGGAUGUCAAACCCUCAAGACAAUAA
Arachis stenosperma is the source of this 1413-nucleotide messenger RNA. RefSeq lists its product as uncharacterized. The transcript has a single exon. NCBI's taxonomy places the organism in Eukaryota, Viridiplantae, Streptophyta, Magnoliopsida, Fabales, Fabaceae. The record is from RefSeq and is a predicted model, not a curated record. Bases 1 to 1413 code for a protein of 470 amino acids.